AGAUGCAAGAGUGCUCAUCGCGCAGCAGAACGAGUCGUCUGAUUAGUGUUGUAAUCGAUCAACGUCUUAGAAUUGACACCUGUCGAUAUCUAAUCGAGAUACUAUCUCGUCGCAUAACGGGCGAUUAACCAAAUCAAAACAGUUAACACUUAUCUGAGCCGCAAAUAAUUUUGGUUAGACCUGUUCCCACAUCUAUGGAGUUUCAUCUAGACAGUGCAGAAUACUGCCAGGCACAG
Molecule: messenger RNA, 236 nt
Organism: Drosophila willistoni
Lineage: Eukaryota; Metazoa; Arthropoda; Insecta; Diptera; Drosophilidae
Exons: 2
Coding region: 3-128 (41 amino acids)
Source: RefSeq, a predicted model, not a curated record